CUACUCCCUCUUGUCGAAGUUGGGCUUUUUGCUGUACGCUCUUUCUUAAAUGGUUUAACCAGGCACCAAGUCUGGAGAGGAGGUUGAACUUUAUGGCGAGCGAGGUGCAGGCGAAAGGAGACGGACAACAGUAUCAUGGAUCAGUCUUGGAAAUUCUCACAAUCGUUCUUGCUUGUGUUUCGGUCCUGGUGGUGACGGUGCGUGGAGUGGCGAGACACCGGAUCAGUCGAAUCGUUGAAUCUACCGAUAUCUUGUUGCCCGUUGCUCUGGUGUUUGCACUGGCACAAACCGCGUUUGUACGCUUGGCGAUCUCGAAUGGCCUCGGCCGUCAUGUCGACACGUUGGAUGCAGAUCAGGUAUCAACAUUCGAAAAGCUCACCUACGGGGCGAACCUCCUUUUUCAACUUGUACUUGCUUUGGGCCAAGUCAUUGUAGUACUGCUCAUCAAGAAUGUCGAGCCACCACGGCUGGUCCGGAUUGGUUGCAAUUGCUUGCUUGGAAUCAUUGUCGUAUACUCGGCGCUUGCGCUGGCCAUACUUGCAUUCCAAUGCUCUCUUCCUACGCCAUGGUUGGUGGCGGCCGACAGAUGUGUCGACCGACAAACAUUCCUUACGUCCUUCAUCAUCGCCAGCAUCGCCAUAGAUGCCGCCACGCUCGUUAUGCCCGUCAUCAUGAUGUGCAAAGUAUCAACCACCCGCGACAAAAAGAUCUUUGCCUGCGUGCUGUUCGGCACGAGGUUCGUCUUGCCUCUGGUCACGGCUCCUCAAAUCUACCAUCUCCGACUCGUCAUCGUCUCCAAGGACCCGACGUGGGACCUGGUCACCCUGCAGACCUGGGUUCAGGUCGUCAUGAACCUCAGCAUCGUCACCGCCUCGUUGCCUUCCCUCGGUAAGGUCAUGUGGGAUCUUUGGGCUUUCGGUUCGAGUGUGGGAGCCAAUCGGUCCGUCAAGAGCACAAACACCUCCAAAGACUUUGGACACGAACUGGGGUUCGAGACGGGCCCGCCACGGUACGAGUACCGAGAAAAACAAGGUCUCAGUGAACCCGGUCCCGUCAUCUACGCGCCCGAGAAGGACACCGACGACGACAACUGGAGUGAACAGGUCCUCGACAAGGUUCGGGAAAUAGGCAGUGUCGAAUCUUAUGAUGCAGUCAUCGACCAUUAUGAAAAGUCACAUCACAAUGAUGAGAAAAACCGACAACAACAAAAGCAGCAGCAGCAGCAGCAGCAACAGCAACAGCAACAAUUUCGUCAUGGUCCUCCACCAUCUUCAUCUUCCCUGUCUCGGGCCCCUGCACCCGCGUACACUCCAUCCGGCAGGUACCGUAGCAACAAUUACUACCGUCGCCCGAGCAUAUUGUCUCCGGUGAUUGAACGAUCUCCGUACAUUGACGGUACGACACCUCGUGUGCCUUCUUCACCUUCUCAACAUUGGGGGAAUUUCAAACCACAACAACAUCAUCAUCAACCGCAACCGCAACAACCACCACAACAAUCACCAUCGCAAUAUCAAAAUGACGACGUCCUCCUCAGACCUCCACACUCUCCACACGUGGACUCCCCCAAGCCCCCCUCGUACGCCGCCAGUUCUCACUACGACGACGACCGUUGUUCGGAAUUCGAGCAAUCCGAGUUCGACGUCGACAGUUAUUACUUUGGCAACACGAAUUACCUCCGACAGUACGACCCGCGGAGGACCGACAUGGUCCUCCAGAGUAUGAUUGACGACUUGCAAAGGGAGAAUUCUCAAGUUGACCCUUCCAAACGGUGGGAGCACGGUUGGAUAUGAUUUUUCACACUUUCGGGGGGGGGAAAUGUUUACGAGGAUGCCCGCGUGCGAGUGUCUAAUGCUUGGGUGUGCAUAUAUGUAUAUGUCUAUAUAUGUGGCAGGUGGUUCUGACCAAAAUGGAAAGUCAUGUCACAUCUUCAACGACUUUUUAUCCAUGUCUACCUACAAAGUAGAGUAAGAAACAAUCUGCCA
Exophiala oligosperma is the source of this 1982-nucleotide messenger RNA. RefSeq lists its product as uncharacterized. The coding region runs from base 93 to 1790 and encodes 565 amino acids. The record is from RefSeq and is a predicted model, not a curated record. Lineage: Eukaryota; Fungi; Ascomycota; Eurotiomycetes; Chaetothyriales; Herpotrichiellaceae. The transcript has 4 exons.